GUCUCCGUAGUGACGUAGCACCCAAACAAGAAGCGGCUCGCUGUUGAUUAGCCAAAACUGCGACAGAAACGAGUAUUUAUCUUCAUAUGAUCGGAUUUUAAAAAAUGUCUCAAGAUCCCUGGUUACAGAAUUACGAUGCUACUUGUCGCCUGGCCCAAGAAACUGCAGAAAAUAUCCAUGAACGAAACAGACAGCAGAGGACGGGGGGUAACCCUGCAAAAAUCAACAUGACACUUAGGGCGAAUCUACAGAAGCUGAAACAGAAUAUUUCCCAACUGAAAGAAGGUUUGCUGCGGACUUCAUCGUCUCGUCGGAUAACUCAAGCAGAGGCCGACAGGAGGCAGAACCUGAUCGACGACCUGCUGAGCCGAGAGAAACAACUCAAUGCAACGUUUAAAGGAGAGUCGUCAGGAGCUGAAGUUAACAGAUCUUCUCUCAUGACGGGGGGAAACGGUGGAGCUGCGGCCAAUCCCUGGUUGAUCAAUGAAACCGACGAGACUAAAGGCCUGUCCUUUGGAGAGAUCAAACAGCAGCAGCAACGCAUCAUCAACGCCCAAGACGCCGGUUUGGACGCGUUGGCGGCGGUCAUCAGCCGGCAGAAGACGAUGGGCCAGGAGAUCGGGAACGAGCUGGAUGAGCAGAACGAAAUUAUCGAUGACCUCGCUCAUCUCGUGGACAAAACCGACGGCCGCAUCCGUAACGAGACACGACGAGUCAAACUGCUCGAAACAAAGUCUGCCUCGUGUGGGAUGUGGGUGGUGAUCGUCCUGCUCCUCAUCGCCAUCGUCGUGGUCGCGGUGUGGCCCGUGUAGCCGGACGGACCUCCGCAGUUUUACAAAGACGUUUUAAACCUAUUUUUUUUACAGCUACGACUCUCCUUCUGCAAUGAAAACAAACUUGAAGAAGCCAAAUUAACACGUCGCUAUGUUUAUGUUUAACGUAUUAACCGCACGAAUGUGAAAACGGUUCGAUUUUCUCUGUAUUUACUUUAAGUCUUACUGUUUAAAGGCUCCGUACGACGCUGUUUUCUAAUGUUUCCUCAGCACGAACAAACCUGGAGUUCUUCUAAAAAACGGAAAACGCUCUGUUCCACCUCGUGAUGUCAUCGUGUGGCGAUACAGGAAGUGCUCCACUGUGUUUUUAAACUCCACACACCUUCAAUUUAUACAAUCAUUUGGAUCAUUUCAGCGUCUGGAAUUGCUGAUCUCUACAGAACUAAAGGUAAAAUGUAGAUGGAUAAACGUGAAAACUACCACUCGAUGACAUCACAAGGUGGGACGGAGCGUUUUGAGCUUUGGGGAUGUGACAGACUAAUAAAAAAAACACGUAACGGAAACAAAACUCAACUCCAGGUCUGUUUUUGAGCAGGAAACAGCGUCAGAACACGACUUAAACCUCAGGAGAGUCAGUUUUGCGUAAUAUCGAACCUUUAAACAGACGAGUUUAUUAAAAUUCCAGGUUUUCUCGUGUUACUGAUAAAUACACUGCUUCCCUGUAAAUGAUCAGAGCUGCUACUUUUUAAUAAAUCAUUUUAAA
Molecule: messenger RNA, 1536 nt
Organism: Periophthalmus magnuspinnatus
Lineage: Eukaryota; Metazoa; Chordata; Actinopteri; Gobiiformes; Gobiidae
Gene: stx8
Product: syntaxin 8
Exons: 8
Coding region: 105-812 (235 amino acids)
Biological process (GO): vesicle fusion; intracellular protein transport
Cellular component (GO): endomembrane system; SNARE complex
Molecular function (GO): SNARE binding; SNAP receptor activity
Source: RefSeq, a predicted model, not a curated record